AUGCACAGACAUGACACAGACACACAGUCACUGCAGCUGCCGCUGAGCCCGGGGCAGAGCGGCGGCGGCGGCGAGCAGCCCUCUGCCGGCACUGGAGCACUGCCGGCGGUGGGCGGCGAGACCCGCAGGGGGCAGCCUGGCACCGGGCGGGGGAAGGCUGGCAGCGGGGAAGGGGCGGGAGGGAAGGAAGGAAGGAAGGAAGGAAGGAAGAAAGGGAAGGGGGCAGCCUGGCACUCCGAGCCGGAGGCGGCACCGGGCAGCGGCACGGAGCGAGCCCGGGCGGAGCGCGGCACCCAGCGGCCGCUGAGGCUGGGCCGGUGGCUUUAGGAGCAGGGCCGGGGGAAACCGCUCCGCGCCCGGCUGCACGCUGCCGGUGACCUUCCCGGAGCUGCUCAGGCCGGGCAGGGCCUCGUCUCCCCGCGGAGAUCGUGCACCAGGCCCCGGGGAGAGAAGAGGAGAGGAGGCCGGGCCGGAAUCCCCCGCCGCCCCCGGGUCUUUGCCGGCCGCCGGCGGGGCCUGUGCGGGGAGAGGGGCGGGGGACGGCGAGCGGGACGGCCGGGCGGCACCUCCGGACAGUGGGGAGGCCGUGAAGAGAGGAAGGGGAGGAGGAGGCAGCCCGAGGCGGCGCAUCCCGGGAGGAGCGAGGAGCUCCCCGCUGCCCUCCUCCUCCCCGCGCAUCCCGCGGAGAGCGGGGACCGCCGGCCGGCACCUCCCGGUGGCGGGACCGGAGCUGGAGCUGCGCGCCGGGAGCGGAGGAGGAGGAGGAAGAGGAGGGGGAAGGAGCGCGGGGAAGGGGCGCCGAGUGUCCCGCCGCCGCCGUCGCCCGGGGGAGGUGUCCUGUAACAACCCCUGAUCAGCAAGGCUGCAAGUCAUGUAGAAGCCGCAGGAUCAGCAGAGACUCUGAUGGAUAACUGGAUUGGUCUGUAUAUGGAAAUUGCUGGGCAGAGCCUCAGAAUCCUUGAUUUUAUGGAGUAAUAUGUGGGAGGCUGUGGACUAUUUGCUUCCGACAUAGGAACAGCACUGGGUUGGGAAUCUGAAACUCCUGAGAGAAUGCUGGGAAUCUGCAGAGGGAGACGGAAAUUCCUGGCUGCCUCUCUGACCGUCCUCUUCGUGCCAGCCGUAACGUGGAUUUAUCUCUUUGCUGGGAGUUUUGAAGAUGGGAAGCCAGUGUCGCUGUCUCCACUUGAAUCCCAGCCCCACAGCCCUCGUUACACGGCCUCCAGCCAGCGGGACCGCGAGAGCCUGGAGGUCCGCAUGCGGGAGGUGGAGGAGGAGAACCGUGUGCUCCGCAAGCAGCUCAGCCUGGCACAGGGCCGCAGCCCCUCGCACCACCGUGGCAACCACUCCAAAACCUACUCCAUGGAAGAGGGGACGGGUGACAGUGAGAGCCUGCGGGCUGGCAUCGUGGCCGGGAACAGCUCUGAGUGUGGGCAGCAGCCAGCGGUGGAAAAAUGUGAGACCAUCCAUGUCGCCAUUGUUUGUGCAGGGUAUAAUGCCAGUCGGGAUGUUGUCACACUCGUCAAGUCCGUCUUAUUUCACAGGCGAAACCCACUCCACUUCCACCUCAUCGCAGAUGCAAUUGCCAAACAGAUCCUUGCAACUCUGUUCCAGACUUGGAUGGUCCCUGCUGUGCGCAUAGACUUCUAUGAUGCAGAUGAACUGAAGUCGGAAGUAUCUUGGAUCCCCAACAAACACUACUCCGGGAUUUACGGGCUGAUGAAGUUGGUUCUGACUAAGACUCUACCUUCCAAUCUUGAGCGAGUGAUUGUCCUCGACACAGACAUAACGUUUGCCACUGACAUUGCUGAGCUGUGGGCUGUCUUUCACAAGUUCAAAGGGCAGCAGGUUCUUGGCUUGGUGGAGAACCAGAGUGACUGGUAUUUGGGGAACCUUUGGAAGAACCAUCGACCCUGGCCAGCGCUUGGGAGGGGCUACAACACAGGGGUUAUCUUGCUCCUUCUGGAUAAGUUACGGAAGAUGAAAUGGGAGCAGAUGUGGAGACUCACAGCUGAGAGGGAGUUAAUGAGCAUGCUGUCCACUUCACUGGCUGACCAGGAUAUCUUCAAUGCAGUCAUCAAACAAAACCCCUUCCUUGUCUACCAGCUUCCAUGUUUCUGGAAUGUGCAGCUGUCUGAUCACACCCGUUCCGAGCAGUGCUACAGAGAUGUGUCUGACCUGAAGGUGAUUCACUGGAACUCACCAAAGAAGCUGCGGGUGAAAAACAAGCACGUGGAGUUUUUCCGCAACCUCUACCUGACAUUCCUGGAAUACGACGGGAACUUGCUGAGACGGGAACUCUUUGGCUGCCCCAGCGAGGCAGAUGUUAACAGUGAAAACCUCCAGAAACAGUUGUCUGAGCUGGAUGAGGAUGAUUUGUGCUAUGAAUUUCGUCGAGAACGUUUCACUGUCCAUCGCACUCAUUUGUAUUUUUUACAUUAUGAAUACGAGCCUGCUUCGGACAAUACUGAUGUAACACUGGUGGCUCAGCUUUCAAUGGACAGGCUCCAGAUGCUUGAAGCCAUCUGCAAACACUGGGAAGGUCCGAUCAGCCUGGCACUCUAUCUUUCUGAUGCAGAAGCCCAGCAAUUUCUGCGUUAUGCUCAGGGCUCAGAAGUACUCAUGAGCCGCCACAAUGUCGGCUACCACAUUGUAUACAAGGAGGGCCAGUUCUACCCAGUGAAUCUUCUGAGGAAUGUGGCCAUGAAGCACAUCAGCACACCAUACAUGUUUCUGUCUGACAUUGACUUCUUACCCAUGUAUGGACUCUACGAGUACCUCAGGAAGUCAGUCACCCAGCUAGACCUGGCUAACACCAAGAAAGCUCUGAUCAUACCUGCUUUUGAGACUCUACGCUACCGCCUCUCCUUCCCCAAGUCAAAAGCAGAGCUGCUAUCUAUGUUGGACAUGGGAACCCUCUUCACAUUCAGGUAUCACGUCUGGACAAAAGGGCAUGCGCCAACCAACUUUGCCAAAUGGCGAACAGCCACCACCCCCUACCGUGUGGAGUGGGAAGCAGACUUCGAGCCAUACGUCGUUGUGAGGAAGGACUGCCCAGAGUAUGACAGACGGUUUGUUGGAUUUGGCUGGAACAAAGUAGCUCACAUCAUGGAGCUGGAUGCACAGGAGUACGAGUUCACGGUGCUGCCCAAUGCCUACAUGAUCCACAUGCCGCACGCCCCCAGCUUCGACAUCACCAAGUUCCGCUCCAACAAGCAAUACCGCAUCUGUCUCAAGACCCUGAAGGAGGAGUUCCAGCAGGACAUGUCACGUCACUACGGCUUCGCAGCUCUCAAAUAUCUCACGGCAGAGAACAACAGCUAGCACAGCGGAGCCGGUUCAUGGGAAACAGAGAUGCCGGAUGGAGGAGCCACUCAACAUUUGGGGCCCAGUCUUCAAACUUCAAACUGAGAAAUACUUUCUGUUUUUAUACCAUACCUGGCAGUUCUAACAGUAGGGAUUUGAAGUGACAUUUCUUCAGACUACGGUCAUUAGCCCCUUCCUCAACGAUCCCAGGCCUUUCAGCUUUAGCAUUUGUGAGGUGUCAAUGAGAGGGGCCGGCCACUCACCCGCCAUACCACAGGUGGUGGGAAUGAGGCACAAGCUGGGAAUGCACUCUGUUCUCUUAACUGCAGAGCAAAGACAGAUCUUCAGAAUAUAGGAUUUCAUGUUGCUAUUUAAUUAUGAGACAUACUUUUUAACUCUAAAGGAAGAUCUUCGGGUCGCUGUCCUGUGAAUUUCAAAUCUGCACUACUCUGAAAGGGAACUUUCACCUGUGAACAUUCACAGUGGCCCUCUUAACAUGGAUGACCUUGUUAAUGCAGGAUGAGCCAAAAGUCUGAAUUAGCCUUGAAAAUGAAGGGGACAUAUAUAAUACUGCACUCCAGAGAAGGUGUGUUACUGGUUUAGGUGUGUACAUGGUAUUGGAUGGUCUUUUAUUCUCAAAUUAGUUACGUUUUAUCAGGAAAAUCCCCUAUGCCCUACCCUGCCCUUCCCCAGUCCUAAAAGCUGUUCCUUUCCUUGCUGAGGAAGUGUUCCCCUUGUGUUUCUUUGCCAUAUUCAGUUCUAAUGGUCCAGUAAAGGAGAUCAGUAGCUCUGCUAGAAAGUGAACAAAGCCUGUCAGUGUAAGGUCUGCCUUCACCAGAGCAACUUGUUCAUGCGUGUCUCAUAAAAUAAAGGGCCUGGUUGUAACUCUUUAUCUUUUUUAGGCAAGAAUUGGAUUUUGCCUACAAGGCAUUUUGUGCGGGGGGAUAUUGAUUCGUAGACUCAUUUCAGUGCAUGCCCAUCUGUGAAGGCGUCGGGCAUUGGGCUUUAAGUGGACUUCUUUGCUGAACAGGCAACAUAAGCAUGGCAACUUACAGCCUGAGUGCUCUCCUGCUGCCUGCUACAAGGUCUGAGAACUACUUCGUUAAAGGAGUAUAUAAAUAAAAGGAACAGAACUGUUAGGAAUAAAUUCCCCAUUCGAGGGAGAAAAGAAUGUGUUGGGAAUCUGAGUGUGAGUGUUUGCUUAAAUGUGGACUGGUCAAGUUCACAACUUCGAUACACACAGGAAUAUUCUGGAGGGUGGAAAGGAAACCUAACAAGCAAAACACAGAAAACAAGACACUGGACUUUUUACCGUUUUCUUUAUUCUUCAAUAUUAAUGUUGUGUUUACAUUGGAUAAGGAGAUGAGGUUUAAUGCACUACCCUUCGCAGGGCUCUUUGUAAUUUCUUUUGCAAUGUUAAUAGAGAAAGCAGAAACGACUCAGUGAGAAAUGUGUCUCUCUCCCUUCCCCAGAUCCCUGUGCAACCACAUGUACCAAUACCACUGCCUGAGCUGGGAAAAUGGAUCCACAGUGCAUUAUGCUCACUUUGUUCCACUUUGUUUUUCAGCCACUGCACCUUCUACUUUCCUCCCUGCUUCAUCCCUCUAGAGCUUGGUUUUAUUUCCAACCUGACAUUUCGUGAGAGCUGUCUGUUACGGUGGAAACCAUGCAGUUAAACCAGACAUUUAAACUGCAAAUAUCAGUUCAUCUUGCUGUGUAUAUAUAAGAAAAGCCAAAAAAGGCAACAUUUUUGACAAGAAAUAAAAAGGGGUAGGAAGCUAUGUGUAAUUACUACUUUUUCCCCUGGGAGUGUUGACUGUAUAAGAAUACAUCGCUACAUAGUUUUCCAAAGUGCUUUUCUUUGGUUCUUAAUGGCUUUAUGUAAAGAUUUACAUAUAAACCUGUGAAGAGCUGGGAAGAAAUGAAACGAGUGCUUAGAUAGUCCUGGCUAAAAUAUAUUUAUUGAAAAAAAAAAAUCUUAACUCCCCAAGUCCUAUAUUACUCACCAUUGAGGGUCCAGAUCAUUGUGUAUCGAGAAUUAGAAGAACCCUGCAGCACAGUCCUGUUGAUUAUCUAAUGUACAGAAAGAUAUGAAAAGUUGAUCUUAGGAGAGGCUGAACAUUUGUGCCUACACAGAAUCUACUGUCAGAUUUUCAGUGUGGCCACCAUUACGUUAUAUAUAUAUGGAAAAAAUUUCAUUUCUGGAUGUAUGUUUCUCCUUGACUUAACAGUGUUGCCCAGGGAUGGACUAGGUUGCACUGCAGCACCAUAGCCUGUAGCAUGGAUCUGUACUUAUUUUGGGUGUAGCACUAUCAGUGUGAACAUCAUUCUCUCCUUGGUCGUGAGAAGCAAACUAGGGGCAGGGUGGUAGUUUACUAGUUGCCUAUCUGUGCAAUCGUGAGACCUCCUGGAUAGACUUAGAUGUGUGGGCUGGUGUAACCAGCUCUGAGAUUGGCAGUAGGUUCAAAGAGUCUUCCUUUUUUUUCCUUACAGACCUGAUUCUGACUUGUGUCUGUCAUGUUAUGUUUGUCUGUGUGCUUCCCAGUUUGAGAGAUGUGGGGCUUGUGUGAUUUUAACACAUUUCAGCCAAUUACUUGGUAGCAAAUUAGGCUUACUUACCUGUCUUUUAACUGCCAGGGAUCCUCAAACAGAAUGAAAAAAACACCACCAGCAAAAAUCCCCAACUCAGCUACAAUACUGACUGUCCACCAGUCCUCUGCUGUGAUAGAUACUUGCUUUGCUACUUAAUUCUCAGAUUUCUCCCAAAUUCUUCAAGAAAUGUCAGAGAAGCUUGAUAACUUAAUGCCUUUGAUUUAUUGAUUUGUUACACCCUCUUCUCUCUUGAGUCUUCAGUCCAUGACCUCUCCUUAUCUUUGUUAUUUGAAAAGUGUGAGUCUCCCAUUUAGAUACCAUUCAGACACCGUCUCUGGUGAAGACUGAUGCAAAUGAAACAUUUAGAUUCUUGUCAAUGUCCUUACUGUCUUUAAUCGUUUCCUUUACUUACUGUGUGAGGUGGCCUACUGGUUCUCUCCAGUUUUCUGCUUUCAGUGUACUGAGCAAACGUGUAUUUUCAGUGUUAACUUCCUACUAUUGGUCUUCAAAUUCCCUCUUACCUUGCUCAAAAUCCAUCUUAACUAUUACAUACCUUCAUUUCAGCUUUACAAAGUUUUCAUUUCCCUUCUCUAUGAAGAUUUCUAGUUUAGUCUGAAUAACUUCAAAAAUCUCUGAUUCAGAGUUACUAGCAUUUCAUCCUUCUCUUUCAUUUAUGUAAGGGAAUACCAAAUUUACAAUUCCCUUCCACUUUUAAUCUGAGGAUUUCAGAGUUGUUGGUAUUUUUUUCUGUUUAUUUAGGGCUGCUGAUUGUUUCUUUAAAAGAAAAAAGGUGGGUUCCUUUCUUUCAUUCUGUUGUCUUUUUUGUUGUUGUUGUUUGUUUGUUUUUGGUUUGUUUGUUUGUUUGUUUUUGGUAUCUAAUGUGACAUAUCACCCUAUUAGAUUUUAAGGGGGAAUUUGUUUUGAAGAAAUUCUUUCUUCAAGCUUCCUAAAUGCUAACCUUCUCCUAGUGAAGGGAUCCAAACUAAAAGCCAACAGAACUCUUGUGUUCUUCUUACUGAGGGUCUUAUCUUGACACAUCUUGUCCUUUGUUUACCUUUCCAUUCCAAAACUCAAGUUCUUGAUGUCUUUUUCAGCCCUGUAAGCCCCUUCCAGCACCAGAACCUGAACUGUGUAUUUCCCAGCACCUUCUGACCUCCUACUCUGUUUUGGCCAUAAUUACUGUUUCAAAUAAUAAUCUGUUAGCUGGCACUCAGUCCUUCUAUUUUUGUUUUCAUGCUUCUCCCUUUGAUGUAACAGGCUUUGCAAUUAAAGUUUUGGCCAAUGCUCUUACCUAUAUUUAAUGCCUUAUUACAGCCCACUAAUAUGUCUCCAUGAUUUCUCACUGUUGUCACAGCAUACACCUUCAAAUAUUUGGCUAUAAUUUCCCUCCUAUCACUUUCUGGCUAAGGAUCGUCCGCCAUUUACCAUCUACCUUUUGAAAAUGUCUUUGCUUUUCCUGAAUAGUCCUUAGUAUCGAUCAGAUUUUUUUUUUCCCAAGUCCUACUUUCAGUAAUUCCUUCCAGCCUUGCUGUUUUCCUGUAUGAGCAAUCUGGUUCCACUUCAUAUGUGUGAUUUUUAUUGUAUUUGUAAUCAUCAUCUUGGACUCGGUGACACAAAGGAAUUAGCAAUGUACCUGCAGUUCCACCGCUUUCGUUAGACUGAAAAUCAGAUAUGCUCAUGUUUGUUCUUAAGUGCUGAAUUUUUACCGGGUAGGCUUCAUGUGGUUUGUGUGUGAAUCAUAAACUGCAUUUUCCUUAUACUGUGACAAGUGGAGGCACUUUGUAGUGCUAUUUGCAGUACUUACUGUAGCAAAGUAAGCCCUGUGUUAGGAAAAAAAGACAAAAAAACCUUGUCAGGACUGUAGCUACUCUUUCUCUCUGCAGGGGAAAAUAAGGCCCUGGCACAGCUGAGCAGUUUUAUAAAUGCCCUGCACAAAACACAUCGCACAUUAUUUUCUGGUAGGUGUAAUCGUAUAUCGUCCAAUUAAAUAUGAAAAAUACAUUUUUUAUGUUCUCAUUUUUACAUGCAAUCCUAUCCAGAAGAUAAUGCAUUUCCUUCUGUAUCCUGCCAGUUUCCCCCAUUACUUCAGGCUGCCUAAUAGCCCCAUCUGUUUUUGGCUGAGAAAGAUUAAUGACCAAUAGCGCAGGGAGCCCUGGCAAAUCAGCAGAGAUAUUACUCUUAGGCAUUGCACAAGACAUUCCGUGCUGCUCUGCCAGACAUUGUAUGGGUGUUCCUCAGGUUUGAGUGCAGCAGCAGGAGAACACAGCAAGCUCAGCAAGUGGGGUGAGCAUCAUUAUUUAUGAAUUUCAGCAAGGUCUAAUACAUUAGAAGGUAGGAGUGCACAAAAAAACUAUCUUUGUUAGCUCAAAAACAAUUUGAUUUUAGGAAAAGAAAGCAGCAAAGUUUCUGAAACUCCACUGAAUGAGACUGAAACAAAGUCACUUGUAGACAAUGACAGCCAAGAACCUGCUUGUUUCCAUUUCAGUAUUGAAAAUGCAGAAGAAUUGGCAGGUAAAGGAAGUAAUUUUUAUGGUAGUAAUUGAGAGUGCACAUUCAGACUGUAUGUUUACAGCUAAACACUUUGGUGAAUUGCUAAAUGUUUAAAGAGUAUUAUUCUGGUUCACUAUAUAAAUUUAAGUUUGAGAAAGCUGCUGGCUGUGCACAGCAAGUCAGGGAUCAGGAAAGGCUUAUAAAUCUGGAUUUAGAAAUACCUUGCUUUUAUAGGAACUUGUUUUCAUCAGUAGUUCUACAUUCCCAAGACAAGACACAGAGUCCUCAAGAAUUUCAAAAGGAGCUUUUCUACAGUCAGCUGGCUGGAAUGUAUUCCUCUUACAAAUACUGGGAAUUUGGGGUUUGCUUGCUCUGCAGAGUGGAGUUAUUGCACUCAGUUGAAAAAAAAGACACUGGGAAUUAGAAAAACAGCUAAAUAUUUGUUCAUGUAAUGUAUCAUAUGGAUUUAUUUAUUCAGACAUGUUAAUAGUUACUGUAAUGGAGAAUUAGCUCAUCGAUAGUGUCAGGAUCUAAAAGGUCAUAUCACAAUGUCCUAAACUUCUGCAGAAUGCAUUCAUGAGAAGCACUGUGCAGGUGACAAAGGCUUCAUUUGAGCUCCAUGGUGUGUUGCCGUGAGACACGAGAUUUCAAUCCAAAAGAAGUAGUUCUGACUUGGGGCUAGUCCUCCAGUGAGACAUGUAGACACUACCCUCACAACAUAUAUUCAAGAAGAGGCCUCCAAACGCUAGGCCAAGUAACUCAAGCCAAGCUAAGUCUAUUCCUCAGUAUUAUGGCAACAUAUUUCUCAGACAGUGGACAUGUACAUUAUCUAAAUUAACCAUUUUAUCACAAGACUCCUGCUAAGGCUGAAAGAUCAGCCAUGUGAAAGAUAUGGUAUGUGAAAAUUCAAGUUGCUGCUGGAACUGGUGCUUGGCUCAUACGACUUAUUUCUGUCCCUUGGUACGUACAGAUUAGGACAUAGUCCCUCCACGUUCGUUUGCUGGGUGUUUUAGAGGACUCAUCAAUCAUUCUGUGCACAGAGUGGAUGGUGCUCAGGGAGUGAAGCAUCUGGGUGAUACUUCUUUUUACUUUUGCUCUCACUGAGCUUUUCAUAAUAUGAGAGCUGCCUUGAUUCUGAGCAAAGCCAGACAUUUUUUUAACUUUCUUUUUUUCUGAGAGAUAGGUUUAAAUUGUGAUUUAGGAAAAUCAAUUAUCCCCCAUGCCCUCAGGCUUUCUGAGCAGAAUGCCUGCAGUUCUGUUCUAUGGGCUUUUCUAGCGUGGAGGGAUCCCACGGAGCUGAUGGAAAUUACACACUCAGAAGCCAUGCAGCACUCAGCCCUGAGCCUAUGAAUGCUAACAGCUGAGCAUGCAAGAGCGAUGAAUCCCAGCUCUGCCUGAGCCCCCAGCGUGUCUGCCCCCACUCUGGGAGCACUGAAGUCCAUGGGCACAGUUUGUCAGGAGAGCAGAGAAGAAGAGAUGGAGUAAAUAACUUGGAGGAGUACUUUAUGUAGCCAAAUUUCCAGAGGAAUGAGAAAAGCAAAAGCAUUCUGGGCUCUCUCAGAAGGGCUUUUUGUAAAAUUGUUUGUGGGUCGAACUCAUGGCAUUUCUUACCGAAUGCUGGUCAUUGUGGUCCAACUGUAGUACAUUUUGUGGGCUGUAAAAUUCAUGGAAGUCUGCAGUGAGAUUAAACCGUUCUCAGCUCAAAGAUAUUUAAUUUGUUUCAAUUCUUUGCAUUCCCACAUUGCUCCUAAUGGAAAGGAAAAGUAAA
Gallus gallus (chicken) is the source of this 10153-nucleotide messenger RNA. It is a transcript of the gene LARGE1, whose product is annotated as LARGE xylosyl- and glucuronyltransferase 1. The record is from RefSeq and is a predicted model, not a curated record. Gene Ontology annotation, biological process: protein O-linked glycosylation via mannose. NCBI's taxonomy places the organism in Eukaryota, Metazoa, Chordata, Aves, Galliformes, Phasianidae. Gene Ontology annotation, molecular function: glucuronosyltransferase activity; xylosyltransferase activity. Bases 1051 to 3321 code for a protein of 756 amino acids. The transcript has 17 exons.